AUGUGGAGAUUAGUUCGUCGCUACCUCACAACUCAGCAACCUCAAGUUCAGCCAUUCUCAUUAGAAUUGACACUCCCUCGGUCAAAUUUUCUAAGUGAUAACGAAUUAUUCACAGUCGCAAAAGAGCUCGGAUCACUUUCCACCAAAAAUCUUAAAGAAAAUCUCAAUGCAAUGCAGCAUCUGCAGGAUUAUUUUUAUACCUUAUCUACAAGAAUCAAAAAGAUGCAGACAAGUGAUAUCAGCAAUAUUAUGAAAUCUAUUGUAAAAAAUGCAGAGCUAAGAGGAACUGAAUUUACCAAAGAUUUUUGGAGCAGAGCUACAUAUGAGCUGGAAACUCGUGUUGAAGAAUUCGACUUAGACUUAGCAGCAGAUGUAGCCCACAGCUAUUGUUAUAUCAAAUAUAAUGGCCCAGAAGUAAAUAUACUAAUUGACCAAGAAUAGCCCACUAAGGAGCCAUUCUUGGUCUGCCAGAAAAAAUUUUGACAAAAGAUCCUAAUCUGCCAUUACCACUGAGUUUUGGUGUUUCCAAUUUUUUUGGGCAAGCCAAAUGCAAUAAAAAAAAUUGUUCUUUUGCGAUGAUGCAUUUGGCUUGUCAAAAAAAUUUGGCAACAUCAAAACUCAGUGGUAAUGGCAGAAAAGAUCCUAAUCUGCCAUUACCACUGAGUUUUGGUGUUUCCAAAUUUUUUUGACAAGCCAAAUGCAUCAUCGCAAAAGAACAAUUUUUUUUAUUGCAUUUGGCUUGCCCAAAAAUUUGGAAACACCAAAACUCAGUGGUAAUGGCAGAUUAGGAUCUUUUGUCAAAAUUUUUUCUGGCAGACCAAGAAUGGCUCCAUAGUGGGCUAUUCUUUGGUCAAUUAGUAUAAAUUUCUUAAUGCAUUAGCUGAAGGAAUUGGCGAAUUCGAAAUUAGUGACUAUCUCAAUAUCCCGCUCCAUAAAAUUGAAGAUAUUUUAUGGUCAUAUUCUUUCAAAAACGUUGGAACUAUGCAUUUAUACAAGUACUUAGCUAAUGCUAUAUUAAUACACCCUGAUUUUGAAAAUGCCAGUCUGCAAAAUGUUUCAAAAAUAGCUUAUUAUUUCAGCAGAGCACAGCUGGGAAGGAAAUAUGGCGGCCCUGAAUAUUUCAAAAAAACUGAAGAGAUUAUAUGAAAUGGGAUUCAUCAAGGCAAAGUAACAAAAAUUGAAGAAAUUGAUGAUAUUAUCCAUUAUUUGAUACCUGCAAAUAUAGGGAGUAAUGAUCUUAGGGCUUUAUUGGAAUACACAUUAUUUAGGUUGCUUACUGACCCUAAACAGAGCAUUACUGUUGUACAGCUGCUAAAGAUUACUACCGCUUUUACACAUUAUAUCAUAAAAUAUGAACCCUUAAAUUUGCUAUUGCAGCAGCUUGCUAAAGAUUCAUUAGAAAUUCUAAAUGCUAAACAAAUCGUUCAGAUUCUGUGGGCUUAUACAAGACACAAUAAAGCAUCUAAAGAUUUUAUUUACACUUUAGUUAAUAGACUAAAAACCCUGCUAAAAACAGAAAAAGAUCUGCAAUUUAGGAACUUUACUUAUUUGAUAAACUCUCUAGUAAAUUCUGGAAUAAAAGACCCUGAGAUUUGGAAGCAUUUUGAUAGCAUUUCUGUCAAUUAUUUAAAGGAGUCCAAAAGUGAUGACCAUUAUUUGAUUAAAUUUUUAAGCCUUUAUGGAGGAAUUGGCUGGGAAAAUAAUGAAGUUUAUGAAAGAGGUAUAAAAGAGCUGCUAGACAAUAAUAGGCUGCCAGCAGAACACCCGAAAGAUAUAACAAGAGCUGUUAUCGCUACUUAUGAAACUCCAGCUAUGCAGACCCCAGAAUUUUUAAAACAUUUAAAUACCAAAAUUUUUCAUGCUGCAAAUUAUAUGAAACAAGAUGAAAUUUCAAAUACUGUUUAUUCUUUAGCUUUACUUAAUAAAGGAUCCCUUGAUGUUUAUUCGAGCUUGGAAAAUUCAAUCUUAAAUGCAGGACUUAAUAAAAUAAGGCCUCAGAGCUUAGGGAAUGCUUGCUUAGGUUUUGGAUUGGUAGGGAUGUCAGCUUUCUGUAAAAGUGCCAUGGCAAAUGUUAUUGACUGUUUCCAUAAACACCAAGGAAGAGUUUAUGAAGACUAUGAAUCAGAAGACGAAGAGCAGCAGUCAACUAAUAAACUCAUUCUGGUUAAUGAUAAAGAGCUUGCUUUUAAUAUAUUCUUGACUGCUACUUCAAUUGUGCAAAUGGCAUGAAUGGCGGCUGCUAUUGGAAAUCGUGAGCAGCUGUUCUGGACUGAUAAGCUUCAUGAGAGUUUGAUCAAAAUUCCUAUGGCGAAUUACAGAUAUACAAUAAACGAAUGAAUUUGGACUGCAAAAACUAUGCAAGACGAAGAAGAUUUCUUAGUAGCUUUAGAUCCAUUCCAUUAUGGCUUAUUGCAACAAGUUUUGGCCUUAAUUCCACCUAAAGGUGUUCAAUAUGAAAACUACAUAAAGGAGCUUGAAGAAAAAGUCAAUUCUUAUCCUCCAGAAUUAAUUGAAAAAAUGGAAAAACCGAAGAAAAUUACCCCAGAAUUUUUAGAAAGUGUAAUAGAGACUUCAAAGUCAUUAGGAUUUGACGUAAAUCCUAACCCAACUCAUAUAUUAGGCAUGAAACCGGACUUAAAUAUCAAUGGAAAAGAUAUCUUGCUGUAUGAUAAAGAUGAUUAUAUUUAUUUAUCGAAAGGAUUUUAUCAGCUUUCUGGAACAAAGGACUUAUUAACACAUCUGAAAUUGAAAAAACAAAUUAUCAAAGCAUCUGGACGAAAGACUUUUGAUAUUUUUGUAGGUGAUUGGAAUGAUUUAACUACACAAGAAGAGAAGAAACAAUAUUUAUCUGCCUUAUCUAAUUCUAGUUAA
Messenger RNA from Blepharisma stoltei, 2871 nucleotides. The record is from the annotation of a GenBank genome assembly. NCBI's taxonomy places the organism in Eukaryota, Ciliophora, Heterotrichea, Heterotrichida, Blepharismidae.